This is a messenger RNA of Schistocerca gregaria, 829 nucleotides long. RefSeq lists its product as uncharacterized. The record is from RefSeq and is a predicted model, not a curated record. Lineage: Eukaryota; Metazoa; Arthropoda; Insecta; Orthoptera; Acrididae. The transcript has 3 exons. Bases 211 to 669 code for a protein of 152 amino acids.
AUAUGGGAAGCCAGGCUGUAAACAUAGUUUUAAACAUAAGAAGUAUAACAGUAUCCAUAGAAACGAAAUAAAACUUUUUAUAACCUCUAUAUAUUUAAAAGGGAAUAAAAUCUUAGUAUAUUUUUAAUUAUUUUGGAAAUAUAUUGUAAUUUUUGCAAGUGUUAUUAUCUUCUUAUCUCCCAAUUCCAUGCGUUUUAGUAUCCAAGAAAAAUGUCUGAAGUAGAUGAUCUUUUGAAAGAACUCAAUUACGAGUUUAAUAAGCGAGAAUUUACCAUCAAAUGCUACAUCAACAAUUUAACGUCUCCUGUAGACAGAUCGCUGGCGUCUGCAUGGCUAAAGAAACUGGCCAAGAGCAAUUCAUCUCUUAAAGAAAUGAGCCUGCGAAAUGAUCUAGCCCGUCAGCUUGCAAAAAUUGUGCAAGUUGAGAAACGCCUUAUUCCACCUUUCACGAUGUUUCCUCCAGUGGGACCACUACAGCCAUGUUUAUGUCCAUCAACUACUCCAGUAGCAUGCCCUGCUGCCAUUCCUACACAGAAAAGGUCGAAACCUUUGCUACAUAAAAUUUCGAGAGAUGGUGGUGCAUUUCUGUGUGGUCAGCCAAUCCCACCCUGUGGAGUCUUUUGCUACGUCGCUGUUGUUGGUGAUGAGGAUAAUGCAGACACAGAUUAAUCCGUCUUUCCAGGCGAUUAUCAAUAUGCAGUGUACGAUAACUAGCAACCUUCUGAGUCAUGUCUGUGCUGAUAUAUUGUAACAAUUUUGAAAAUCACGUCUGUAAUAUUGUUAUUUUUAUUUUCUUUGUAAUAAAUUCAGUAACUACCUCUUCAGAAAA